UAAGUGAUAGUCCAUCUCUAGCUGAAUAUAACCAUCGAAGCGAAUUCGAGGUAAAUAUUUAUCAAAAACAGCGGAGUACGCUAAAAUUGCGGAUUAUUUGGGAGCCAAGUGCUGGUCGCCAUAGGGGAAAAUGCACGAGGAUGAUUUGAAGAGUCAGUUGACUAUAGCACGAAACGAAAUUAACAAUCUGAGGCAGCAAGUGCGCAACCUGCAGCAUGUGCAGCGCAAGGACAUCGAGACGAUAACCCGCCUGCUGCAGGACUUCCGCUGCGAGGGCUGCGCGAGCAACAAGAGCGCCAAGGACAAGGUCGCCGGCGAGAAGCAGGAGCACCAGGAGCAGCAGCCGGGACAAGGUCAGAGCAAUCAUACCAAUGGAGGAAACAUCUCCGGAGAGGACAUUGCCCACUUUCGGCCCAUUGGAGUUAUCAGGACGGCCUUCCCGGAGAAGCGUGCCGUACCCAGGCAAUCGAUUGUAGGCAGUCGUCUGCGUGGUAUCGUUCAGCUGAACGAUGGUGUCUUCACUAAUCCGGAGCACUCACUGGAGGGUCUUGGCGACUUUUCGCAUCUGUGGCUCAUCUAUCAUUUCCACCGCAACAAUUCCCAUCCCAAGGCCAAGGUCGCUCCUCCUCGUCUCGGUGGAGAGCGGGUGGGUGUCUUCUCAACACGGUCUCCACACCGCCCCUGUCCCAUUGGACUCUCUUUGGUGGAGAUUGAGAAGAUCGAGAACGCCACCAUCAGCUUCUUUGGCACUGACAUGGUUGACGGAACUCCUGUGUUGGAUAUAAAGCCCUACAUUCCAUACUAUGAUGCGCCAUCCUUGAGCGUUGACUCAGGUACGUUGAGCGGCAAAGAACCGGAAAGUCAACUAAAAUUCUUACCCUGGACAGGACGCACUUCUGUGGGACCUCAUGAGAAUAGCCUGGAUUUCUAUGAUUCCCGGCAGGAGCCUGAUGGCGAGGAAUCGGACCUAGAGUUAUAUGGAGCAGCUGGCUACACAGGCAAUUCUGGCAUUGGAGCGGAUGCCAUCCUGCCACCACCUAGCGCCGUGCGAGUGCCCAACUGGGUGGUGGCUAGCAAUCGGCUAAGUGUUAAUUUCAACGAGCAUGCCGAGGCACAGUUGAAGGAGCUGCAGGUGGAGAAACAGUGUAUUGUGGAUAUUCUGGAGGCGGACCCACGUUCAGUUUACUUGCGCACAAAAUACGGCUCGCAAAUAUUUACCUUUCAGCUGCGAGAGGUCACGGUGACGUGCAAAUUUGAUGACAAGGCCGCCACGGUGACCGUGGUACAGGUCCGGCGUAAUGAGAACGUCCAGGUGACCGCAAUGGACGGCGAUCUGCGUAGCGCCUAA
Molecule: messenger RNA, 1348 nt
Organism: Drosophila eugracilis
Lineage: Eukaryota; Metazoa; Arthropoda; Insecta; Diptera; Drosophilidae
Product: tRNA (adenine(37)-N6)-methyltransferase
Exons: 3
Coding region: 131-1348 (405 amino acids)
Source: RefSeq, a predicted model, not a curated record